This is a messenger RNA of Pangasianodon hypophthalmus (striped catfish), 911 nucleotides long. RefSeq lists its product as uncharacterized. The record is from RefSeq and is a predicted model, not a curated record. Lineage: Eukaryota; Metazoa; Chordata; Actinopteri; Siluriformes; Pangasiidae. The transcript has 2 exons. Bases 443 to 694 code for a protein of 83 amino acids.
CUGGUUUCAGCUUCUCCAUUCACAGCACAGAUCAAGCCGUGGUACCUGAAUGGCCAUGUUGACAUGAUACUUUUCAUUCAGAGCUCUGAUUGUAUCUGGGAGUUAUAGAUUUAUUACUCAUAAUGCAUGGUUCUUUUGUUUUUCCCACAGAUUUAAGAUUUCAUAGGUCUUGUUAGUUUGUAGUUAAAACGCUGUGAGUAAGAACUGCCAGCUCCUUAAUUUGAUCACAUGAAAUCUGCAUUGUUUCCAAUUAUUCUCCUCUGACAGUACGAUUAAAGCUGAUCUAUCAGUGGCACUGAGCUAAUAAGGAUCUUAUAUCACUGCCUUUAAAUGCUUUUGGAGACAAUACAAAAAUCGUGCAGCUCUGCUUCCAUAGUGUGGCCUCUGGGCAGGAUUGGGUGUCACUCAUCGGUUUUUUGUUGCUGUUUGCAGGAUCGUCGUCAUGACCAGUCUGGGGACUUGUGCCUGUGGGGUCAGGGACAGAUUGAAAGGCAGCUCUCACCAGUCCAAUGUACACAAGAACUUAAGAGAGCUUCACCUAAAAGUACUUCCUCCAACAGAACUGUUGCAUGAAACAAGAGACUUUCCUGUCUCCGUUGAAGUGCCUCCAGAGCAGGAGCCAUCCAAGGAGCAACUCUUUCCCUUAGACUACAACAAGGAGUACCAGUGGGGUCAGCUCAAAGGGUCUUCAUAGCAAAAACAGUAAUAGGGGUGGCAGCAAAAUGGCAUCAAAUAUUCACAGUAGGAGAGUGCCUGCAGUCAUUAAAGGACAUCGACACUUUAGUUACGGAGGAGCCACGUUACCUGAGUGAGCAGCUUCAUGUUGUCAACAAUGAAAAAUAAUAGGAUUAGUGCAGAUUAAUGAAUUAAAAGAGUAUGGUUAGUGUUCAUAAAUGUAAUGUGUACAUAUG